ACCCUCCCCUUUUCUCUCUCUAUAUAUUCAGCCCACUCUCUCAUCAAAAUCCCUCCUCCCACCUCCCUUCUUCUUGUUCCCUGUUGUUUUCAAGACUCCACCUUUCUUCGACAACACUGAACACCUGGCCUGAGCAGACGCCGUGUCGUUUUCAUCAGAGUCCAGAAACAAUGGAUUCCAACAGCAACAACAACAGCCACAGCUUCAGCUCCUCAACCGACAUUGAGCAGAUGCCGGAGACCCCCCACCGCGGUGGGUCCUACCACCGCCGCGCCCACUCCGACUUCUCCUCCUUCCGCCUCCCCAACUUCGACGACCUCCUCCUCUUCGACCCUUCCGACCUCGACCUCUCCUCCUUCCCCUCCCCCUCUCCCGUCCCCCCGCCACGUGGCACCACCAACUCCAACUCCAACUCCAACUCCGCCGCCGCAGCCGUCCCCAUGCCGAUCGACUCCGACGACUCCUCCGCCUCCCGACCCAGGCCCAGCUCCUCCUCCGGCCCCAGCGCCGCGGCCGCGCAUUUCCGCAGCCUCUCCGUCGACUCCGACUUCUUCGACGGCCUCGCGCUCGCCGGAGACGCCGGCGGGAAGGAGGUCGUUGGGGGUAAGAGGGCCGGCGGCGGCCACCACAGGCACAGCAACUCCAUGGACGGCUCCUUUGAUUCUGAGCUCUCUCUCGAUGGGCUCAAGAAGUCCAUAACUCCUGAUAAGCUGGCUGAGCUCUCUCUGAUUGACCCUAAGAGAGCUAAAAGGAUCUUAGCUAAUAGACAAUCCGCUGCGAGGUCCAAGGAGAGGAAAGUGAGAUAUGCAAAUGAGCUGGAGAGGAAGGUGCAGACGCUUCAGACAGAGGCAACCACCCUAUCGGCACAGGUCACACUGUUACAGAGAGACACUACUGCAAUAACUGCUGAAAAUAAGGAGCUCAAAAUUCGGCUACAGUCUAUGGAGCAACAAGCACAGCUGAGAGAUGCCUUGAAUGAAAAAUUAAAGGAGGAAGUGGAGCGGCUUAAGAUUGAAACCAGCCAAAUCCCCCAUGGGAGUGGAAACCCUUUCUACAGAGGGCUCCCCCCUCAAUAUGCGCCGCCCCAGUCUGCCUUGCAUAAUCAGCUGGGUGGUAGCCAGAGCCAGCACCAGCACCAGCACCAGCAGCUUCACAUGCUUCACAACCAGAACGUCAACGGGCAGCCUCACCCGAGUUUCAUGGACUUCAACCAGAGGGCGUAGAAGCUCUAUUUUAAGUCAUUAACCAAAGGAGUUCGACAUUGUUGUAGUAUUUAGAGGAGGAGGGCGGGUAGUUAAUCACAGAUAGCUUCUUGUAUAUACUAUAUGCAGAUGUAUAUGUAUGUGGUACAGGCAAAGGCUGUGAAGAUUUGUUGCUCAGAUCAGAACCACAGUACACAGUUUCCUGUAUCAAUUAUUAUUUAUUACUAUUAGAAUAGGGUUAUUUAACGCAAAUCUUAUUGCAACACCUGUGCUCACCCUCUUUGUGUUUUAUUGAACCAAGCAACCUCUAGGUUCCUUUAUGCUAAUAGCCUAAUAUGAUGAUAUAAUAUUUCCCAGUA
This is a messenger RNA of Rosa chinensis, 1561 nucleotides long. Its product is annotated as transcription factor VIP1. Gene Ontology annotation, biological process: regulation of DNA-templated transcription. Gene Ontology annotation, molecular function: DNA-binding transcription factor activity. The transcript has 4 exons. NCBI's taxonomy places the organism in Eukaryota, Viridiplantae, Streptophyta, Magnoliopsida, Rosales, Rosaceae. The record is from RefSeq and is a predicted model, not a curated record. Gene Ontology annotation, cellular component: nucleus. The coding region runs from base 171 to 1223 and encodes 350 amino acids.